AUGGUGAAGCCCGAAGUCCACCAUCUGCAAGAAUCCAAGACCAGAAAAGGGAGCCGGCCAGGUUGUCUUCGGGCGGCCCCGAAAGGGGAAGGCAAGGCCUUCCAGUCCAGGCGCCACUCCAGCGGGUGGGUAGGUGAGCGGGCCAGUCCUGAGGCGGCAGGUGAGGAGGCGGCCAGGGCGACGGUCGUUCAAAGGGCCUCUGCCCCACCGGCCCCCCUCCCGCCGCCCGAGCGCCAAAGCGCCAGCCAGCGCGAGAAGCUCCGCAUGCGGCACCUGGCCCAGGCCCUGCACGCCCUGCGCCGCUACCUGCCGGCCUCGGUGGCCCCCGCCGGGCAGAACCUCACCAAGAUCGAGACCCUGCGCCUCGCCAUCCGCUACAUCGCCCACCUCUCGGAGCUGCUGGGUCUCAGCGAGGAGGAGCUGGCGCGGAGGGGAGCGGCCCGGGCUCGCCCCGGCUGCCCGCUGUGCCCUGCGGGGCUCGGCUGCUGUCAGGCCGAGAGCGGGCCCCUGCCGGACCCGCAGGCC
Messenger RNA from Pogona vitticeps (central bearded dragon), 525 nucleotides. Lineage: Eukaryota; Metazoa; Chordata; Lepidosauria; Squamata; Agamidae. The record is from RefSeq and is a predicted model, not a curated record.